AUGUCGCUUGGCCAACUGGUCAGCUCCAACGCCCAUACAAAGUGGGCCGGCCGGCCGACCACCCGCACGCCGCAAUCCGCAGCCAUCCACGGCCAUCCCGGCCGCCUCGCUGCCUCGCCAUCCGCGCGCGCGCCCUACCCCCAUCCCGGCCCGUCUCUCCCCGCGGCGCCUCGCAUCACCCCAUCUCACCCGGCCAACUGGUCAAUUCCCUUCGCCAGCACGCACGCAACUCGCCGCGGGCACCGGACGCCUGCCUGCCUGGCCCUCGCCGGCCCGGACGGCCUCCUUGCCUUGACGCCGUUCGAGCCAAGUCAACGCGAUUUGAUUCCAGAUCCAUCCCUUCCUUCCUCGGCGAAGUCGAAUGGCCAACUGGCGUAUGAAGUUGGUCGAAGAGAAGGAGGGAGGGACCCUGGCUCAUGGCCGGGGGUCCCAUCCCAGAGCCCCCUCCAACCGCCGGCGCUGCCGGACCUGUCAUGUUGCGAGUGCUGA
This is a messenger RNA of Aspergillus eucalypticola CBS 122712, 489 nucleotides long. RefSeq lists its product as uncharacterized. The coding region runs from base 1 to 489 and encodes 162 amino acids. The transcript is spliced from 3 exons. NCBI's taxonomy places the organism in Eukaryota, Fungi, Ascomycota, Eurotiomycetes, Eurotiales, Aspergillaceae. The record is from RefSeq and is a predicted model, not a curated record.